Messenger RNA from Sebastes umbrosus (honeycomb rockfish), 7804 nucleotides. It is a transcript of the gene erbin, whose product is annotated as erbb2 interacting protein. Gene Ontology annotation, molecular function: protein binding. Bases 695 to 4933 code for a protein of 1412 amino acids. Gene Ontology annotation, cellular component: postsynaptic density; postsynaptic membrane; adherens junction. Gene Ontology annotation, biological process: neurotransmitter receptor transport, endosome to postsynaptic membrane; neurotransmitter receptor transport postsynaptic membrane to endosome. Lineage: Eukaryota; Metazoa; Chordata; Actinopteri; Perciformes; Sebastidae. The record is from RefSeq and is a predicted model, not a curated record. The transcript is spliced from 27 exons.
CUCCUCUUCCUCCUCCUCCUCCUCCUCCUCCUCCUCCGUGUAGGCAAACAGAGGUCGCAGAGAGAGAGAGAGAGAGAGAGAAGAAACCUCCACCUCCACCUCCAGCUCCACCGCUUCAUGUUCAGCUCUCUAAUGUAGCUUCUUCAACUCGACUCUGAAAGCAAAGAAAGCAACACAAUGAGUGAGAGCAUCUAACAUCUGGGUGCGGCGUGUUUUCACAUGAGGACGCAGGUUUUUUUUUUUGCUCUUUUGUAGUUUCCUUGCAGCUGAAUGUCGAGGACAUUUUGGAUUUUUUAGAUUUUCUUUACCCAAAUUAAGGACCAUUUUUUCUUCACCUCGGGUUUAGUUUCUUUUGAGUAAAGCUAAAUACUUUUAAAACCCGUUAAAACAAGUCGUCUUCGCUGAGGAGGAAUGAGCUUAAAGAGCCAGCUUCCAGUGUCUCUUUAAGGGGCUCAACAUUAGCUUGCUUGCUAACACUAGCAAAACCCCUAUUGAAGUACCCUCAAGUCAACGCCAGCUAAUGACCACUUCUUCACAUUUUAUUCUUAUUUUUUUGGAAUAAUACCACUCUGGACAUCAUUAACUCAUCACUGACUCGACAUUAAUUCAGAUAAGCAACUUGUUGCUGUUGGAUCUAUCAUCUGCCAUCCACUGGGAUCCAGGCGCUUGAGUCCUAAAUGACAAGUGCCUGAGGAUGUCCAAGCGGAGCUUGUUUGUUCGUCUGGUGCCAUGCCGCUGCUUGCGGGGUGAGGAGGAGGCGGUAACAUCGCUGGACUACUCCCACUGCAGCCUGGAGACUGUUCCUAAGGAGAUCUUUAGCUUUGAGAAGACCCUGCAGGAACUCUACCUCGAUGCCAACCAGAUCGAGGAGCUGCCUAAACAACUGUUUAACUGCCAGUUACUCUACCGACUGAGCAUGCCAGAUAAUGACCUAACAGUGUUGCCGGCAGGGAUCUCAAACCUCAUCAAUCUCAGGGAGCUUGAUGUCAGCAAAAACAGUAUCCAGGAGUUUCCAGAAAACAUCAAGAACUGCAAAGUCCUAGCUAUUGUAGAAGCCAGUGUGAAUCCCAUAUCCAAGCUCCCAGAUGGUUUCACCCAGCUCCUGAGUCUGACGCAGCUCUACCUGAAUGAUGCCUUCCUGGAGUUCUUACCAGCCAGCUUUGGCAGGUUGACUAAACUACAGAUCUUGGAGCUGAGGGAGAACCAGUUAAAGAUGUUGCCAAAAAGCAUGCAGAAGCUCACACAGCUGGAGAGGUUGGACCUGGGGAGUAAUGAGUUCACUGAAGUGCCUGAGGUGCUGGAGCAGCUGACUGGAAUCAAGGAGCUGUGGAUAGACGGGAACAGACUGACGUUUCUACCUGGGAUGCUGGGGAUGCUAAAACAGCUGGUAUACCUGGAUGUGUCCAAGAACAACCUGGAGAUGGUAGACGAGCAAAUCUGCGGCUGUGAGAGUCUGCAGGACCUUCUGCUCUCCAACAAUGCCCUCACACAGCUGCCAGGCUCCAUCGGCUCACUGAAGAAACUGACUGCACUGAAAGUGGAUGAGAACCAGCUGAUGUACCUGCCAGACUCAGUUGGAGGACUGCUAUCUCUGGAUGAGCUGGACUGCAGUUUCAAUGAGAUCGAAGCCUUGCCCUCUACCAUCGGCCAGUGUACCAGCAUCCGCACCUUCGCUGCAGAUCACAACUUCCUCACCCUGCUUCCCCCCGAGAUGGGCAACUGGAAGAACGCCACUGUGCUGUUUCUUCAUUCCAACAAGCUGGAGUCUUUGCCUGAGGAAAUGGGAGACAUGCAGAAGCUCAAGGUCAUCAAUCUCAGCAACAACAAGUUGAGGAAUCUUCCCUACAGUUUCACUAAACUGAGCCAGAUGACUGCAAUGUGGCUGUCUGAAAAUCAGUCGAAGCCCCUGAUCCCUCUCCAGAAAGAGGAGGAUCCAGAGACGCACAAAGUUGUGCUGACCAACUACAUGUUCCCGCAGCAAACCAGGACGGAGGACUACAUUCCCAACUCCGACUCUGAGAGCUUCAAUCCAGCUCUCUGGGAGGAACAGCGCAAGCACCGAGCUCAGGUGGCCUUCGAGUGUGACGAGGACAAGGACGAGAGAGAAACACCCCCAAAGGAGGGAAACCUGAAGCGCUACCCUACACCAUACCCAGACGAGCUGAAGAACAUGGUAAAGACAGCCCAGUGUGUCGCUCACAGGCUGAGGGAGGACGAGUCGAGUGACGAGUCGGGGAAGGACGCAAAACCAGUUGAGAGGAACCACAUUGGAGUGCAGGACGUGGGAGUUAAGGUGAUAGAGGCUCCCUGUCCUAAUGGCACAGUAUCUGACAUGGAUGCGCAAUUGUCUACCGUCACAUAUACCCACAACCCCUCUGCAACAGAAGCGAAGGACACUUCAGAGUCUUACAGCUCUCAGAGGGUCCCUCUCAAAUCGUCAGAGGGCUCUAUGAUGAACCACGAGGACACACUGGAGGAUUCUGACGAGCUGUCUGAUGAAGAAGAGGAGAUGAAAAUUGCAGAGAUGAGACCCCCUCUUAUUGAGAUCUCCAUCAACCAGCCUAAAAUAGUGACUUUAAGUAAGGACAAAAAAGAUGACGCAGACUCUUUGCUGGAUGACACAGUGGCCAACAGCAACCAGAACAACAGCAACUGUUCGUCGCCGUCACGCAUGUCUGACUCGGUGUCUCUGACCACAGACAGCAGUCAGGACAACUCUCUGUGCACCCCAGAGAGAGAGGCGAAGAUGUCCUUCCUACCAAAAAGCCGGCAAGAGGAUGAGAAUAUGAACCAGCCUAAAGACACCACCCCUCUCCUCCAUAAUGGUAAUGGCUCUGAAACGUCCCUUCAGGCCCUUUUAAAAACCCAGCAGACCCCGCCAGAGAAAAUGGGCGACUACGACCUGUCCAUGGAAGCCAGGCUGGCCUUCAUCGAGAAGGGAAUUAACAACGGCAUGGGAGAAACCUACACCAAGUGGGACCAGAUCAACAUGAACGUGUCCAAGUUGCCGACCGACAACAUGGUCCAGCUGGACGAGGUGGACAAAACCAAGAAUGGUUCGGUAACCCCGGAGGACUUGGACAGCAAGCAGCAGGGUUUUAGCAAUGACAACAUGGAGCAUUUUCUGAAUGGAAACCAGCAGGUCAGCGACUGCAUCAACAGUCUGGGGAACAAAGGCCAAGCGAUGAGAGUCGAGACGUCUGCCGCGCAUGUGGCCUCGACAGGCGUGACAGCCAGCAGUGACAUGUCUCUGUCUCGCAGCACAGAGGAACUGUCUCCAGAGAAAAGGUGCCAUCCCCCGCAGGUGAUGAAGUCUCACAGUGUCAGCAACAUAGAAACAGGAGGCAUGAAGCUUUACGCCUUCGAAGGGGGUGAUGAGUCUUAUGACACAGCAGGAAUGAGGAUGGCGGGCGCCGGGCCAGGAGCUCAGGGCCAGAGCAUCGUCCGGAGCAAGUCAGCCAGUCAGUUACUCAACGACCAGACUCUCCAGAUCUACCCCGGCUCCUCUGCAUCUUCCUCAGACCUGCUCUCCUCUUCUAAGCCCCCUGCCAGCACCAGCAGAUACCCGGUCUCUUCCAGCAUGGCCAUGGGCAUCCCUCCUCCUCAGUACAAUAUACAGUACACAAGCAGUACCAUGCCUAAAGAGGGCCUCUGGGCCCAGAGGACGCCCAUGCCCCCAGAGCACCAAGGCUACCUCCCUCCUCCUCCACACUCACUAGCCAACACCAACUACUCCAACCGUAAUCAAGCACCUCCGUACCCUCUGCAGGCCCAGCAAAGAGGGCCUCCCAUGGCUCCCAAAGCCUCUGUGGACAUGUGGACAAAGGAGAGACUUCACUCUACUGGAGGCCAGGUGAGAAGCAGCACUCUGCAGAGGCAAAGCAGCACCGCCUCCACAGUCUCCAUAGGCGACCCGAGGCGCAUACAGGUGCCCGAAGGGGAGUACAUGACGUACAGGGACAUUCACACCCUCGCCAGGGGGCCGCUGGCGAUGAGCCAGGCCAUGCAGAGGCCCCUCUCGGCUCGCACUUACAGCAUCGACGUACCCGGGUCUUCCAGGACGCUCUGCGCCAGGCCGCAGCCCCACGAGCUUCCGGAGAGGACCAUGUCUGUCAGCGAUUUCAACUACCAGCAAAGCAGCCCCAGCAAGAGGCCCAACGCCAGGGUGAAGUCUGAGCACUCGCUGCUGGACGGACCUGGACAGGUGUCGGGAGGAGUUGGGCCAGGAAGGGUGCCGACUGACUGGAGAGACCAGGUGAUGCGGCACAUCGAGGCCAAGAAAAUGGAAAAGAAUGCGCUGUCUCGCUCCUAUAAUUCCCAUAACGCUCCGCUGAGCUGGUCUCACUACGGCAGCUGUAGGGAUAUGCAUGCCAGCCAGGGGUCUCUGGUCUUUAGUGCCAGGGACGGACAGCCCUACGGAGCUCUGGGCUUCUGUGACGAUGUGUUUCCACAAGGGCAGCAGAGCUACACCAUGGACCCCCACAGAAAAGUGCCUUUGAUGAACGGUCAGAUGGGCCCUUCUGUUCGUCCUCAGGUGAGCCAGGUGCCCAUGGCCCGCCACCCUUCCAGAGAGCAGCUCAUUGAUUACCUGAUGCUCAAAGUCUCCCAUCCACCCCAGGGGCCCCCACGCAUCCCCAACGACUCACUGCAGCAAGAGAUCCGUGUGAAAGUGGAGAAGAAUCCCGAGCUGGGUUUCAGUAUAUCGGGAGGAGUGGGGGGCCGGGGAAAUCCCUUUCGACCAGGCGACAAUGGUAUAUAUGUGACGAGGGUUCAACCUGAGGGACCGGCGUCCAUGAUUCUUCAGCCUGGAGAUAAAAUCAUCCAGGCGAACGGAUACAGCUUUGUGAAUAUCGAUCACGGGAAUGCAGUGGCCCUCCUGAAGACGUUUCCAAGCACUGUGGAUAUGAUUAUCGUAAGAGAAGCGCAAGCGUAGACUCAACUCAAACUGACCUCUGAAGCGGAGGGGCGCACGACAAGAGAGACGGAACAAGAGAAAUUUACGUUGACUCUCAUAUUUUUAUACACGGAGGAGACUGACCUGUUGAUACCUGUUGGGACUAUUUAUAGUAGAGAUCUUCAUAGCCUUGAUUUAAAAACGGGGAAAACCACUGAAUGUAGUGGAUCAAAGUGAGACGGCGGCAAAACCUCUGCAAGUACGAGUCCUCAAAAGGCCAUCACUGUGGUAUAUAUAUUUUUAUACAAAAGAAGCUGAAGAUAUGACCUGCUCUGAUGCAAAUAAUUACUGUGGUCUCUGUACAGAUCAUCUUUUUUUUUUGUCCAAAACUUAAAAUUAGGUUUUAUUUCUGCGGAUUGACAUGAAUUGACCACUCGGAGGGGGACAUGGCGCCCUCUCUUCUGUCAUCCAAUUUGCCUUUUUUCUUUUACUUUUUAUUCAAGAUGUUGAAACCAUUUUCUGGUCUGCCGUGCGAUCUUAUACGGAGGACAAUGUUACGUGCUUUUCAUGUGGAGACGAAUGUAGAUCAAGGAGGUGUUUUUGAGAGAGAGUUUCUCUUACAAGAUGGAAGAGUUGAGAAGAGGAAAUCAUCCACCCCUGCUUCCAUAAAACCUGUGAACGCCCCUCCAAGACGUCCUCCGUUCCCACCUAAAUAUCCUCACAGCGAACUGCUCUGCAUAUCACCUAACCAUCACCACUACCGGAGCUGUGCGGAUAAAAACAAUCCUUCACAAUAUGAAUGAAUCACAGCUGCUCAGAUUGUCGGAGAAAUGCAGUCUGCACGUGUGAUCAUUUCAUAAAGACUGGAAAAUGGAAAGGAAAUUCAAAUAUUGGGGGGAAAUGGGAGAGGAGAGGUGUAGCGUGUGUUUGCUCGGCCUUAAUCUGUUUUGCCAAGCAGAAGAUUUUGUUUAAAGUUUGACAAUUUGGGAAAUACGCUUAUUCGCUUUCAGGCGGAGUGUGAGAUGAGAGAGGUAGCUUUUCCGCCAGUAAGCGAAUAUGCGGCUUUCCUAAAAUGACAGGAAUAUUUCUUUAAGCAGGGAAAGAAACGGCGGUUAUGCUAGUUAACCAAAGCAAGUUUUGGAAAUUGUGGACAGAAGGCAAAAAGCAGGAGACAACUUGAGAAAGCUAUUUGAAUAAGAACUGGUCAACGUUUCACUCAUGUGUGUGUUUUUAUUUUUUAAGGGCUUCAUCUUUCAGGCAGACGUCGGAUGAGACGGAGUUGUUUGUUUUGGUUUCAACAUCUGUCCGUUUUUAAUUUCUUACAUGGGAGAAGACCACAGUUUGCCUUUUGUGUCUAUAAUAAUGUUUUAUCGUGCUUUUUAACUCAUCACUUUGGAGCAGUUUGUCAAUUUUUCUUUGCUGUACAGAGAGUAGAGUUUGGGAGAAAACAAGUUGUCAAGUGCCAUAGACCUUGAACUGUUUGAAUAAGGGGGAGGACCUUUGACCCCAGAAGCAAUAUCCACAACCUUCUGAGUACAUUUGCAGCAUAUAAUGGCUUAAAAAAAAAAGCAAUAUUUAAAGCCUUUAUUUUCAUUCAGAAAACAACAUCAGAUAGCAUUUUUAAAAAAACAAAACACACAAUCUUUUAGUAACCACCGAUGAUUUUACAUGAUUUUUUAUAUUGUGAGAAGAAUAAUUUUUUUGUAAUGAAAUAGCACAGGAAGUAUAUAAACGGCAGUGCGUAAAGAAAAAAAGAUUUCUCUGCAUUGUGUAAAAAGUGAAUGUUUGUGUCACUUUGAGAGCUUUUUAACCGUUUGUUGCUUUUAGAUUUACCAUAACUCCUGAUGUUCAUUCGUGCAAAAAUAAUCAACUUACACUGUUUGAAAAUCAGCUGCAUCUCAGAACAUUCCUGAUGUUUGUUAAGAAGAACUCUGUCAGAAGGUUAAAAUGUGUUUUUUAAAAGGCAACUUCAAAGUCUCUGCACCUCUCUGCUAAUAUUCAUUCACUGGUAAAUAGCUCUUCAGUGAGACGUGUUUCCAAAAGAGAUGGAAAUGAUAAAAUUCACUAAGUAAAGGCCCCAUAAAUUUCAACAAUACAUUUGUGACCACUGAAUUUUUGUGUACAAUAUAUAAUAGAAAUUUUAUCCUGCAGUGUUUCAACUUGUUUACAGUAGAUUGUGUCAUCUGCUGUUCCCAUAUGUAGUUAAGAUUGACCCAUAUUUUACGCUUGUGGCACUGUCGAACCAAAAAAACACUGUGGUAAUUAACAAAAUUAAAUAUCCCUUUUGAUAAUAAUAAUAAUAAUAAUAGUGUUUAAAUGUAGCUGAAUCUAAAAUUGAUCCAUUUUAUUCAUGAUAAUGUGCAUUUCCCAAAUUUCCUCACAGAACGUAGUGUUUUUACACAGAUGAAUUGUUUUUAUAUAAUUUGUAUUCAUUUUGUUUCUGUUGACUUUCUAAGAGUAGAGGGGGGGGAAACAUUUCUGCGGUAAUGGUCACUUUAUAUUCAAACGUUACAGUCUGACAUCGUAGACAAUCUAGGGAGAUAAAAACACGUUUUCUUCAUUCAUGUCGGUCGGUUUUUAAUGCUCCCGUAUUGUUCUUAUUUAUUUAGCAGUCUUUUUAGACCUUACUAAUCAAAUUGUAAAUACUCUUAAAAAAAAAACACACAUCGAGAAAAGAAUUAAUGACGGCAUUAGUGACUUGCGAUUGUAAAACCAGCAAUAAAUUGCAAUGCAGAGGCACUCGUUUUAAUGUAUAGCUAGUAUUUCUAAGGUUUCUCUGGAAACGGCCACAGUGAGGUGAUGAUUGAUUGAUCGAUUGAUUGAUAUGCAUUUAUCCAACAUUCCAGAUUUUGUACAUAAUUACCUGUUUCUGAAGUAACCUGUGGAAAAUAAACUAAUGCUCUUUAGCAA